Molecule: messenger RNA, 1501 nt
Organism: Cherax quadricarinatus
Lineage: Eukaryota; Metazoa; Arthropoda; Malacostraca; Decapoda; Parastacidae
Source: RefSeq, a predicted model, not a curated record
GAACAUACCUUGUCAGUGCCAGCAGUGAUACAGGCUGAGGAACCACCCCUCACUACAGGCUGAGGAACCACCCCUCACUACAGGCUGAGGAACCAUCCCUCACUACAGGCUGAGGAACCACCCCUCACUACAGGCUGAAGUACCACCCCUCACUACAGGCUGAGGUACCACCCCUCACUACAGGCUGAGGAACCACCCCUCACUACAGGCUGAAAAACCACCCCUCACUACAGGCUGAAGAACCACCCCUCACUACAGGCUGAAGAACCACCCCUCACUACAGGCUGAAGAACCACCCCUCACUACAGGCUGAAGAACCACCCCUCACUACAGGCUGAAGAACCACCCCUCACUACAGGCUGAAGAACCACUCCUCACUAAUCACAUAUUCUUAACAUGGAGAUUUCCGAGGACAUUUUUGGUACAUUUUCGGAUCCCGACUCCGGGAAAGAGAUUCCUAUUAAGCGUUAUACUCUGAGCACAGGAAGUUCACCAGGAUUUAAGUUUCAAGUUAUCUCUUACGGUGCAGGAAUAAGUGACAUUGUGGUCCCGGACAAGACAGGGAAGGAAGACCACGUCACUCUUGGUUUUGAUAAUUUAGAAGGUUAUGAAAAAUUUAGCUACCUGGGUAGUAGCAUUGGACGUCACGCCAAUCGAAUCUGCAAAGGCAAGUUCUCCAUAGACGGCCAGUCAUACCAAUUAAGUAUUAACAACAAUGGAAAUCAUCUGCAUGGAGGCACAAGAGGCUGGGACAAGCAUGUUUGGGAGAGCUGUGUGAUAGAUGACACUGUUGUGUUCUCACGGUUAAGCCCUGAUGGAGAAGAAGGCUACCCCGGGAACGUAUUAGCACAAGUUACAUAUAGACUGAUUAAAGAGGGUGGACUUAGGAUUGACUUUGAGGCCAUGACUACACGUGCUACACCGAUCAACAUGACUAAUCACUGCUUCUUCAAUUUGGCUGGACAUGCUGCUGGACAGGAUGGAAUCUUUGAGCAUAUUGUGAAGGUAAAUGCUGACCGUUUCACCCCUGUGACAGAGGAUCUUAUACCAACAGGAGAGUUGGCCCAGGUCGAAGGUACUGGAUUCGACUUGCGUAAUCCAAUCACAUUUGGAAAAGCUCUUCCCAAGGUUCCUGGCAGUGGCAUAGACCACAACUUUUGUCUUAAUAAUAAGUGCCGGGGAGAGCUUGAGUUUGCUGCACAUUUCCACCAUCCACCAACAGGUCGGAUACUGGAUGUGUACACCAGUGAGCCGGGAGUCCAGAUUUACACUGGAAACUUUUUGCCACAAGAGAAGGGCGAGAUGGUUGGGCGAGGUGGGUGCUCUUACACCCACCAAGGUGCCUUCUGCUGUGAACCACAGAAUUUUCCAAAUGCCAUAAACCAGGAUAAUUUCCCAAGUGAUGUGUAUCAUCCUGGGAAGCCGUACAAACAUUCAAUGAUGUACAAGUUCAAAGUAGAAAAGUAAACUUACCGUUACCUUCGAGAAGCUCCGAGGGAAA